AUGGCUACGGGUUACAAAUUGACUGCUGAUACCGGGUCACCGGUUAAGGAUGCUACACAGUAUCGGAGUAUAGUCGGUGCGUUGCAGUACGUUGUUAUCACUCGUCCCGAUGUUGUAUUCGUAGUGAAUAGGGUAUGCCAAUUCAUGCAGUCUCCGUGUGAUGUUCAUCUUCAGGCGGUAAAGCGCAUAUUAAGAUACUUACAGGCCACUAUCGACUUUGGUCUUCGAUUUUCAGCAUCACCUCGCUUGUCCUUGACAGGGUUUGCUUAUGCAAAUUGUGGAUCAGAUGCAGAUGACAGACGUUCGACCUCUGGUUACUGCAUUUACUUUGCGGGGAAUUUAGUUUCCUGGGGCUCUCGUAAACAUGCUGUUGCAAUAUGUAUGAAUCCAAUUCUUCGUUCCAAAUUUAAACAUGUUGAGCUUGAUAUGUUUUUUGUUCGAGAGAUGGUGGCUGCUGGAAAACUCUAUGUUCAGGAGGUUCAUGCUUUUGAACAAGUGGUUGAUGUUCUAACUAAGCCAUUGUAUGCUCCUAUGUUUUUUAAACAUCGACAGCGGUUACUUGUGUCUCAAAUUCCAGAAAAGUCUCUGAUUUCAAGAGUUGAGGAGUAA
Molecule: messenger RNA, 609 nt
Organism: Hibiscus syriacus
Lineage: Eukaryota; Viridiplantae; Streptophyta; Magnoliopsida; Malvales; Malvaceae
Product: secreted RxLR effector protein 161-like
Exons: 2
Coding region: 1-609 (202 amino acids)
Source: RefSeq, a predicted model, not a curated record